Molecule: messenger RNA, 1536 nt
Organism: Venustampulla echinocandica
Lineage: Eukaryota; Fungi; Ascomycota; Leotiomycetes; Helotiales; Pleuroascaceae
Product: putative FAD-dependent oxygenase
Exons: 4
Coding region: 1-1536 (511 amino acids)
Molecular function (GO): FAD binding
Source: RefSeq, a predicted model, not a curated record
AUGUAUCACCUUCAACUGAAGCUCGCGGCCCUAUUGGCAUGGGCGGCAGCAGUUGCCUGUGAGGGUGUCGUUGCCCCCGUACCCGAGGCCCGUGGGCCUGGGGAUUGCCCACCGGGUGGCGUGAAUUACGCACAGCUGGCGGCGAAGCUCUCGAAGGCUGCCCAGAUCUACCAGCCAGGCUCCAGCGCGUUCAAUGCGGCGGUUGCUCGCUGGUCCAACCUGAGCAUCCCCGUGGCAAACGUCGUCGUUGUUCCCAGCACGGAAAAUGACAUUGUCCAGACGGUCAAAUUCGCAAACCAGAACUCGCUGCCUUUCCUCACCACCAAUGGCGUGCAUGGAUCAAUCACCACGCUGGGGGCAAUGACCCAUGGCAUCGAGAUCCUUAUGAGCCAGCUGAACCGCAUCGCGAUCGCCAGCGAUGGGAAAACGGCCACGAUUGGCGGUGGGGUCAUGUCCAAGAACCUCACGGACGCGCUUUGGGCAGCAGGAAAACAGACAGUGACGGGAACGUGUGAAUGUGUGAGCUAUCUGGGUCCCGGCCUGGGGGGUGGUCACGGAUGGCUUCAGGGCCGCUACGGACUCAUCUCGGACCAAUUCGUCUCGAUGAAUGUCGUCUUGGCCAACGGUAGCUUGAUCACAAUCGAUCAGAACUCAAGGCUCUCCUGGGCCAUGAAGGGCGCCGGUCACAACUUUGGCAUCGUCACUUCCACGACUUCCAAGAUCUACGACAUUCAGCACCCCAACUAUGCCAUGGCGACGCUGAUCUUCAGUGGCGAUCAGGUCGAGGCUGUCUACAGAGUCGCCAAUGAGCAGUGGCAUUCAACCGGCAAAACCAUGCCCGUGAAUCUCAUCAACUGGUCGUAUUGGUUCUUCGAUCCUACCAUUGAUCCGCAAAAGCCCGUCAUCGCCAUGUAUCUCAUCCAGGAAGGCGUGAGCGCCGUCGAUGCGGCUUACACGCAGCCGUUCCUCGACCUCGGACCCAUCAUCAACCAAGCUGUGUCGGGAACUUAUCGCGACUUGGCUGCGUGGACCGGCAUCUCUCUUGAUGCCCCGCCCUGCCAGAAGACCGGAAACGCCAACCCGCGCUUCCCCAUCUAUCUCAAGUCGUACAACACCACCGCCCAGCGGCUGGUGUACAAUCUUUUCGCGCAAGCUACCACCAACGCAUCCACUCCCUUCAGUAACGCUCUCUUCAUGUUUGAAGGCUACCCCCAACAGGGAGUAAAAGCGAUCAGCGACGACGCCACUGCCUUUGCCUACCGUGCCGAUAACCUACUCGUCGCCCCGCUCCUCUCCUACAAGCCUACCGGCCCGGCACUCGAUGAAGUCGCCUUUAAGCUUGGUAAGCAGAUGCGCCAGAUCCUCUAUGAGGGCAGUGGGCAGACCAGUCUCAACACGUACGUCAACUACGCCUACGGUGAUGAGACGCCGCUGGCCUGGUACGGGAGCGACGCGUGGCGCCAGACCCGUUUGCACGCCUUGAAGGGGGAUUUUGACCCCACGGGCAAGUUUAGCUUCUACGGACCAAUUGCAUAG